Pararge aegeria (speckled wood butterfly) is the source of this 1390-nucleotide messenger RNA. It is a transcript of the gene wmd, whose product is annotated as serine-threonine kinase receptor-associated protein. The coding region runs from base 108 to 1082 and encodes 324 amino acids. Lineage: Eukaryota; Metazoa; Arthropoda; Insecta; Lepidoptera; Nymphalidae. Gene Ontology annotation, biological process: spliceosomal snRNP assembly. Gene Ontology annotation, molecular function: protein binding; RNA binding. The transcript is spliced from 8 exons. Gene Ontology annotation, cellular component: SMN complex. The record is from RefSeq and is a predicted model, not a curated record.
CAGUCGAUUGUCAACAUUCAGAACGAUCAGACUCAUUAGGUUAAUUUUUAACAGUAACUAGUUUUGUUUUUUUUAAAAGUACAACAAAUUUUAAAUUAUAUUAUAAAAUGUCAGCCUUCAAACAAGUUCCUCUAACAUGUGGUGGCCAUACUCGACCAGUAGUGCACUUGGACUUUAGUGACGUUACUAAGGAUGGAUACUUUUUGAUUUCGGCCUGCAAAGAUGGUAAACCCAUGUUGCGACAAGGUGAAACUGGAGACUGGAUUGGAACUUUUGAAGGUCACAAAGGUGCUGUAUGGGGUGUAGCUUUAACACAAAACGCAAACUUAGCAGCCAGUGGGGCAGCAGACUUCACAGCCAAAUUAUGGGACGCACGGUUUGGCGAAGUUGUGCACACGUUCGAUCACGAACACAUAGUCAAAAGUGUCAACUUCAACUCCGAAGAUACUCUGCUGCUCACGGCUAGCAACGAAAAAGUUAUAAGAGUUUUUGAUUUAAACAAACCAGACGCGGGACCUGUGGACAAGUUCGCCGCACACACAAACAGUAUAAGGCACGCUGUGUUCCUGCACAAUUCACGAAUCGUCAGCGUCAGCGAUGAUCUCACUAUGCGCGUUUGGGAUCGCUCGAGUGGUCAGGAAGUCCAGAAAGUAGAAUUCAAUCAAAUCCCAAAUAGUUUAGAACUGUCCAGGGACGGAGCAGUGUUGACUGUAGCCCAUGGUACAAACGUAUCAUUCUAUUCCUCGGAUACUAUGCGCAAGAUGCGGGAAUUCCCCGUGCCUACCAAAUGUUACUCCGCCUCCCUCGCGCCCAGUCGAGCUACCUUCAUCUGCGGCGGCGAGGACCUCAAAGUGUACAAAUUUGAUUACAACACUGGCACUGAACUCGAAUGUAAUAAAGGACACUUCGGGCCCGUCCACUGCGUGCGAUGGUCGCCCGACGGCGAACUGUACGCGACUAGCUCCGAGGACGGGACCGUGCGACUGUGGCAGGCGGUUCCAGGGCGGGUGUACGGACUCUGGCGGCGCAGCAACGAACAUCAGCCAAUGGCCAACGGCUUCAAGGAGGUAGCCGCCAACUGACCCACCCAUGACCUACCCAGUGAUGAGGAGUAGAUAAUGUGCAAUCAAAAUCGAUCGCUUGGUGGUGAUACCACGAAUCGUCGUGAAGAUAGCAGUCACCAAGUCGUUUGAUGUACAUACAACACGUUGUGUGCGGGACGAAUAAAUAUCGAGACUUUUUACAUUAUGUCCAGUGUUUGUGUUGUUUAUUUUUUACCGCAACACUUUUUUUAUACUCAAAAUGAAAUCUAAUGUACCUAUUUAUUGUAAAAAGAAACUGAAUAGACUUGAUAAUUUUAUGGAACAAAAUAAAUUUGUAAAUAUACUAA